AUGCUUGAAGCUCGCAGUUUCAAGGGAGAGAUCAUCCUAACACAUGAGAACCGGGCCGACUCCGCGGCGCAAUGGAUCUGGAGAUUGCUGCGCAUGGGCUACGCGCACACCGUAGUACUGACUCGCGGAGAGCAUUCCUGCAUGCAACUAACCGUCAGCUACACCGCCGCGAGUACGGCACAGGCGGGGUCGUCGUCAUCAUCGUCAUCAUCCUCUUCGCUGCUACAGCCGCAGUUACUAGCUCCGCAGCAAGUGGCUCUCUUCCUGGAGGAGCCGCCGUACUGGCGGCUACAGCUCGCCGCGAUGAUCGUACGACUGGGCGGCUACAACCUACUGGGGCUGGACACCGACGUCGUACUGCAGGAUGAUUUUUACUGGUGGAUGCAGCAACCCGACUACCGAGAUUACCAGCUCUUCGUACAGCGCGACGGUGCGGACCUGACGAGUCGCGAGGGUGCCGGGCUCCAGGGGGUGCUGCGGAACAUCCGCUGGAGGGAGCAGCCCCGACUGCCCGCCGCCUUGAAUUGCACAUUCACCACCUGCUGGGAGCAGGCCGUUGUGACGGAUGCGAUCUACUCGGCGUUGGCGGGGCGACCUGUGUUUUGGCGAUGCCUGGAAAGACGGCCGUUGGAUGCGACCUGGGAAAGCCGGGAUGAUGGCAGGAAGCGCUUCCUGGAUGCCAACACGCAAUUGGUCGGACCCCAACUUGCUAGGAGGAACUUCAGCAUGAGCCGCCCGGGGCCAGCCUGCCACCUCCCCCUGCUUGGAUCCGGAUCCGGGUCUGGAUCCGAUGCGGGCUCCUCUGGGGGCCUGCUGUGGGGGCUGGAGGGGGUGUUGCGGCAACCUCACUUCGGGGGGCAGUGGCCCGAAGCACUGGGGGGGAGAGCUCUGGGGGAGAGCCGGGGGCCUGUGGCCAGUGCCUUCCUGCAAAUGAUGAGAGAAGCGGGUCCCCCUCUGUGGCCCGAUCCCGAGGACCCCUCCACCCAGGCGGCGGCCACCUCCGUGGUUCCGGAGCGCUUCUCGCAGCUGUCGAACCACCUGGUGUGCGACUGGGCCCAAUGCGGCUCCAAGGGCAUGUUCCUGAGGACGACGUUUCUUAGAAAUCCGGAUCCAGACACGUCCACGGCAUGGGAAGGAAAGGGGGAGGAGGAGGAGGAGAAUGAUCCCUGCGUGGUGUUGGGCCAUGUAGGGAUGGCGCCAGGCAAACGGUUGCAACUGAUGGUCAACGGUCACUACAACAUGGACCUGGCGGCUGCCGUACACGGACCGGGAGGGCCGUACUUUGCCACCAACGGUCACCUGCAGGGUUUGGCGCACCACUCCUCCCUCAUGCGAGCGGGGUUAUUGGGGCACCACGCCAGCCGGCGGGGAGGGCACGCGUUGUGUCAGCUGUGUCAGCUGCUUCCUCCUUCUCCUCAAUUUCCAUCCACUUCCCAAUUCAAACUGUGCGCGAAAUCCAUGUACGGCAAUAUCCUGAAAAUCUCACAGAUUGCGCCGCCCCGGGUGGUGGCACUGCUUCCCGGAGCCCUCAGUCCGGGACCGCAUAAUCCCACUACUGCCGCCGCCGCCGCCGCCGCCGCCGGGGAGUUCUUAGACAGCAGCAGUGGCGGUGGCGGUGCGGCGACGUCGCCGCUGGUGCUGCGGAGCUGUCUACACGGCCCGGUGCAUUCGGAGCGCCGCGGUCACAUGCACACGAACCCGUACCCAACGGCACGGAUGCUUCUAUCGUACGAGGUGGUUGACCUCCCGGAGGCCCUUCGCGCCGCCCACCACCACUGGCUCAGCCACUGUUGCGGGCUGUCCUGGCCGGACAGCCGCAACCACAUCUGCUUUGGAGACUUCUAA
This is a messenger RNA of Volvox carteri f. nagariensis, 1845 nucleotides long. RefSeq lists its product as uncharacterized. The coding region runs from base 1 to 1845 and encodes 614 amino acids. NCBI's taxonomy places the organism in Eukaryota, Viridiplantae, Chlorophyta, Chlorophyceae, Chlamydomonadales, Volvocaceae. The record is from RefSeq and is a predicted model, not a curated record. The transcript is spliced from 15 exons.